AGCCCUGAGGCCCUCCCUGCUCUCCCUUCUCCCACCCCUGGUGAAAACUGCGGGCUCUUUGCAGGGUGCAGCAACUGGAGGCGGCGGUGCAUCCAGAGGAGGCUGCUGCAGCAGAGCAACAGAGCGCAGGACUGAGCUCGUGGCACCAUGAACCCGGCCAUCGGCAUCGCUGUCCUGCUGGCAGUCUUGCAGGUAUCCCGAGGGCAGAAGGUGACCAGCCUAACGGCCUGCCUGGUGAACCAGAGCCUCCGUCUGGACUGCCACCAUGAGAAUACCACCACCUCGCCCAUCCAGUACGAAUUCAGCCUGACCCGUGAGAAAAAGAAGCACGUGCUCUUUGGCACCGUGGGGGUACCCGAGCACUCAUACCGCUCCCGGACCAACUUCACCAGCAAGUACAACAUGAAGGUCCUCUACUUAGCUGACUUCACCAACAAGGAUGAGGGGAUCUACACGUGCGAACUCCGCCUCUCCGGUCAGCCUCAAACCAUGCCCCAGUCACAGAACAUCUCUGUGCUCAGAGACAAGCUGGUCAAGUGUGAGGGCAUAAGCCUGCUGGCUCAGAAUACCUCAUGGCUGCUGUUGCUCCUGCUCUCACUCUCCCUCCUCCAGGCCACGGAUUUCAUUUCCCUGUGACUGGUUGGGCCCAUGGAGGACACAGGAAGCCUCAGGGCCCAGUGCAGAGAAGGUCCUGCUUCUCUGAGUUGGCUGACCCUCUCCUCCCAGUCCCUCUCACACCUUGGGGAGAAAUGGGGACCCCACCCCUUGUAAGGAAUCCCAGUGCUGCAUGCCAUCAUCCACCCACCUAACCCACUGCCACUUCACCCUCUCCGCACGCCACUGGCUGUCUUUUUGUACUCUUUGUUCCAGAGCUGCUUCUGUCUGGUUUAUUUAGGGUUUAUCCUUCCUUUUCUUUGGGAGUUUGUGACAAGGGAAGCCAGGGUAGGAGACCUGGUGGAGAGUGAGAUCAUGUGACCAGUAGAGGGUACCAGUCUCUGGGUGAGUCUAUCCACACCUACCAGAACCACAGGCCUGGGACAGACCUGGACAGGGAGGGGGUGGGGUGUGUCUGGGUCUGGCAGAUAUGCUCUGUUCUGAGACCUAGCACCUCAAGACCCUGGUGUGAGGGCACCGCCCAGCAUGUGUAGUCCAUGGCGUGAGGGUGAGAACUGAGCGUCUCCAGGAACAUUCUCAGCCACAGCAAAAAAGCCACCCUCUUGCCACAGCAGAAGUCUCCUAGGGACGUUGGGCCAGAGGCCUGAUCCAGUGGAGAUGCAGAGUCGGCCAGAAGCAGCAGCACAAAAUGGAGGGGUGGAGAAGCGGGUGGGAGGUGAGAGCGCAUCACCCCUCCACAGUGAAAGACGCUGAAAUGUGAGGCUGCUGUCCCUCACUGCUGCAGCCUACAGUUGUGAGGGUGGCAGAGGACGACAAACCCCUUCCUGGAUUGUCCCAAGCUCCCAAGAGCUUCCAGAUCACUAACCUGCAGGCUCUGCAGGGAGGAAGGAGAGAGUCCCAGAGCCUCAGAGCUUGGCCCAAGUUCCGAAGGGAGGCUCUUCUUUCCCUUUCCCAUAAGUGCCAGCCCCUGCUGGCUGGGCCCUGAGCCCCCAGACAGCCCCUGCCCCGCAGACUUGCCUCCUCGGGAACCGAGGGGGGCCCAAGGCAGGCCAUGGAGUGAGACCCUGAAGUAGCACACUCCUUGGGAGACGGCUUUUCCCAACACCCAGCUCCCCACCCGGCAGCUCUGCCUGUCCCGUGACUGUGUAUAGUGCCACCACAGCUUAAUGGCAUCUCAUUGAGGAAAAAGCAAACUGCACAAUAAAACCAAGCCUCUGGAGUCUG
This is a messenger RNA of Marmota monax (woodchuck), 1839 nucleotides long. It is a transcript of the gene Thy1, whose product is annotated as Thy-1 cell surface antigen. The coding region runs from base 148 to 636 and encodes 162 amino acids. NCBI's taxonomy places the organism in Eukaryota, Metazoa, Chordata, Mammalia, Rodentia, Sciuridae. The record is from RefSeq and is a predicted model, not a curated record. The transcript is spliced from 4 exons.